This is a messenger RNA of Candidozyma auris, 1665 nucleotides long. RefSeq names its product chaperonin-containing T-complex alpha subunit TCP1 (gene TCP1). Gene Ontology annotation, biological process: protein folding. The transcript has a single exon. Gene Ontology annotation, cellular component: chaperonin-containing T-complex. The record is from RefSeq and is a predicted model, not a curated record. Bases 1 to 1665 code for a protein of 554 amino acids. Gene Ontology annotation, molecular function: ATP binding; ATP-dependent protein folding chaperone; ATP hydrolysis activity. NCBI's taxonomy places the organism in Eukaryota, Fungi, Ascomycota, Pichiomycetes, Serinales, Metschnikowiaceae.
AUGUACUCCACUGCUCGCUCAGACACCCUAUUUUUGGGCGGAGAGAAAGUCAGCGGCGAUGAUAUCAGAAAUCAAAACGUCAUGGCCGCACUUUCCGUUGCCAACGUUGUGAAAUCGUCUCUUGGUCCCGUCGGCUUGGACAAGAUGCUAGUAGAUGAUAUUGGAGAUGUUACUGUCACCAACGACGGUGCCACUAUUUUGUCUCUUUUAGACGUCCAGCAUCCAGCAGGAAAGAUUUUGGUGGACUUGGCCCAGCAGCAGGAUCGUGAGGUGGGAGACGGUACCACCUCGGUGGUGAUCUUUGCAUCGGAGUUGUUGAAGAGAGCCAACGAAUUGGUAAGGAAUCAAGUGCAUCCGACUACCAUCAUUACUGGUUAUAGACUAGCUUUACGUGAAGCUGUGCGUUACGUGAAUGAGGUGCUCUCGCAAUCAGUUAAUGAUUUGGGUAAGGAAACGUUGGUGAGCAUCGCUAGGACAUCCAUGUCAUCCAAGAUCAUUGGUGCUGACUCCGAAUUCUUCGCUAACAUGGUUGUGGACGCCAUGUUGGCAGUAAAAACGACGUCUCCAAAGGGAGAAACAAAAUACCCUGUGAAGGCCGUCAACAUCCUCAAAGCUCACGGUAAGUCCUCCACCGAGUCUAUGCUAGUGGAUGGUUACGCUCUUAAUUGUACAGUUGCCUCGCAGGCUAUGAACAAGUCGAUAAAAAAUGCCCGUAUUGCAUGUUUGGAUAUCAACUUGCAGAAGGCACGGAUGGCGAUGGGGGUCCAGAUCAACAUUGAGGACCCAAACCAGUUGGAGGAGAUAAGGAAACGUGAGUAUGGCAUCAUCAUCGAGCGUAUCAAGAAAAUCAUCAACGCUGGCGCCAACGUUGUGCUCACUACCAAGGGUAUCGACGACCUUUGCUUAAAAGAGUUCGUCGAGGUCGGUGCUAUUGCUGUGAGAAGGUGUAAGAAAGAAGACUUGCGCAGAAUUGCUCGUGCCACCGGCGCCACUCUCGUUGGCAAUUUGUCCAACUUGGAAGGCGAAGAAGUCUUUGAGUCGUCGUACUUGGGUUAUGCUGAUGAGGUUGUACAAACAAGAAUCAGUGACGAUGAAUGCAUAUUGGUGAAGGGAACAAAGCAGCAUUCCUCUUCGUCCAUAAUCUUACGUGGUCCUAACGAAUACUCCUUAGAUGAGAUGGAAAGAUCCAUUCACGACUCGUUGUGUGUGGUGAAGAGAACGUUGGAAGGUGGUAACGUGGUUCCCGGAGGCGGUGCAGUUGAAGCUGCAUUGAACAUAUACUUGGAGAAUUUUGCCACGACGGUGGGGUCCAGAGAACAGCUCGCAAUUGCAGAAUUCGCCAAUGCCCUAUUAGUCAUUCCAAAGACUUUGGCUGUAAACGCCGCAAAGGACUCAUCUGACUUGAUCGCCAAGUUGAGAACAUACCACGCAGCUUCACAAACAGCGAUGCCCUCGGACAUGAAGAGAAAGAAGUACAAGAACUACGGAUUGGACUUGAUCAACGGAAAGAUUGUGAAUGAGACUCUACACGGCGUUUUGGAGCCCACUGUUUCCAAGAUCAGGUCAUUGAAGUCAGCCUUGGAGGCGUGCAUUUCUAUUUUGAGAAUCGACACAAUGAUCACGGUGACUCCUGACCCACCCAAGGAAGAUCCUCACCAGCACUAA